GAAUUCAACGGACAAUUUUUAAGAAUACAUACCGGCUUUUCAAAGCUCUGUAUACAUUGUAUCUUUUUUAAUCUUUCAUAAUAAUACAUAAGUAAACACACUUGUAAUAAUUCAGAUUAUUGACAAGAUCAAGUAAACAUCUUUCAGUAUACGAAACAUUUAUGUACUAAUAUACUGAUCUAUUGAAGUCAAUUUAAAAUAUAUAGCGAAGACUGUGAAGGUUAACUACCGCAAGAAAACAGAAUGUUGCAGACAAACAAGAAAGGAUAUAAAGAAUUAUUGAUGCAGAGGAUGUUCCUAGCGAUAAUCUCCACUAUAGUAAUACAAUUUUGUCUUAUGUCAACGUUACUUCUAAUUACAAAUCUGAACACGAAUUACGAAUCAUGGUUACAAAGUACUUGGACAGCGAUAACCUCGUUUCGCAUGUGGAGUUUCUUUUGUAUUCUUGCUACCGUCACGUUUUUCCAAGGAAUUAUUUGUUGCAAAAGCUUCUCAAAUACUCCACCCUACAUGAAAAGCAGAUUUGCAAAGUUUUGUGGAACGCUCACAUCGCAGAACAUCUUACUAUGUACCCUGCAUGUUAUUAACGGUGGUCUUCUUGUUUGGCUACAUUUGUUAGUCAAAGAAGGCACAUACAGCUUUCUAACAACAGAAUGCAAAAUAGUGUACGGGACUUGUUUAAUAGAAAAACAAUACAUUUUGUUUCUGAGUGGAUUUUGGAGUGGACUAUACUUUUUCUUAAAAACUAGUAUUUUUCGCGUAAAUUAUUUGAAGUUCCCUAUUAUAUCUUUAUCAAAGAUGUUCCAAUUCAAGACUAAAAUGUAUUCGAUACUGCCGUCGGUGAUGGUAAAAUGUAUAUGGCCAGUUUUAUAUUAUUUAGUUAUCUAUUAUUUUUUGGGUUCUUAUUGUCGUUCUAUAAUAUUGUUUCUAACUUCUGCACAACUGGAAAAUGAAUCAUUAAGCAGUAUUCCUAAUUUACUGAGCCUAUCAUUGAUGUUCCAAUUGUGGUUGUACCAUUUGACUUAUGUGCUGACAAUCGAAACCAUGUACUUGCUUUUUAACUUGUACUUAACAGAGUGGGUUCCCUUCGACUUGAGACAAAGUCAUUCAUUUAGCAAUGAUGACUCUGGGAUAUCGCUUCCCGAAGCAUUAUCUAUGGUUAAGAUACCCAUAAUGCAACAGUUGGGCUAUUUGGAUUUAGUUACUAUGGCACAGAAGGAGAAGUCAAGAAGAGAUGUACUCUUUACACUGAGUCAACCUGGCGGUCAUCCCUACAAUUGGAAUUGCAUCGUAGAAAAGUGUAUCAGUCUUAUCAAAAAAUUUUCGAACGAUGUAAACUUAGCAUGCACUAGAACUCAAGAACCAUUGACAACUCCAAUUUCAACCACAAUAACAAAAAGCACAGCAGUUCAAACGGAAUAUGUAUACCGUAUGCGUAAUUUAGUAACAGUGGAACCACCGGUAUCUGCUCAGCAAGAUGAAAUAAAACAAUAUGUUGAGAAUGAAUUAUUCAUUCAAAAAUUUAUAAAAACGAAAUGGAACAAUUUUCUUACAUAUUUAUUAUCUAAGCCCUUAAUUGCUUACAUUUUUGGAGAAAUUGAAGGUGGCCAAGUAUGCUACAUUUUAUUUAAUGGACAAUCAAUUAUUUGGGCUGCUGAAGCCAUUUCCUCUUUAGCUGUGUUAUCAUUGAACGAAGACUCGUAUGGAAUUGUACAAAAGGAUUUACCACUUAUAAUUAACACGUUACUUGGCUUGAAGCAAACACUUGAUAAAUUGCAAAAGUCGAAUAUUAUGACGAAGAAACAAGAAGAGGACGAUAAAUUUAUUAAACAGAUCUUCCAAUCUUUAUGUGCCACUGCAAAACGAAGUAUCUACAGAAUUGUCAUAAAUUUUGAAGCUUACAUUGAAGACUUGGCACUGGAGCCAGCAGCCAUUGAGCAUUUAAAUCAUUUUCUUCUAUGCAGAGAAUAGAUCUCGUAGUUUAAUAAUUGUAAACCCUAAUGUACAUAUUGUCGUACUAUAAAAUAGUUAAAAAAAAUCUAGGAUACCAUUCAAGAGAGUCGAAUCACAUUACAAAAACUUUAAAACUAUUUUUGUAAUUGUUAUAUUUAUAUACAUAAGUUAUAUUUGUCAUCGCAGUCUGUUUUACUCGUGCAUUUAUCAUCACUGAAUAGAAUGUCUGAACCUUCAUAAGAAUGAAAUUAUAAGUUUGUAUCGAAGAAUGUAUGUGUGAUAACUCAACUAAACUUGUUAUUUGUAAAAUGUUGCAAUAAAUCGAAUAUUUUUCAAACAAUGAAAA
Megalopta genalis is the source of this 2299-nucleotide messenger RNA. RefSeq names its product Nuclear division cycle 1 (gene Ndc1). Gene Ontology annotation, cellular component: nuclear pore transmembrane ring. Gene Ontology annotation, molecular function: protein-macromolecule adaptor activity. NCBI's taxonomy places the organism in Eukaryota, Metazoa, Arthropoda, Insecta, Hymenoptera, Halictidae. Gene Ontology annotation, biological process: nuclear pore organization. The record is from RefSeq and is a predicted model, not a curated record.